AAUCACAAAACAUUUCCAUCAUUCAAAGCCAACUGUUGUGUGGUGUGUAGUGCUAACAAAGUUUAUUACAAACUAAAAAAAACCAAAUCAGUCAAGGAUCGUAUAAACGAACGACAAACCAACCAAAACCAAAAAAAAAUUACAAAUUCUUUAAAAAGAAAAAUAAAUUAAAUUAAAAAAAAUGUAUUCUAAAAUCGUUUGUGUUGUAUUUGUUGCCACCUUUGUGUGCAGUGCUGUCGCUUUGCCCAAACAGGAUACCAAUGAAAAGGAUUUAGUUAACAUGAUCAAUAAGAUCGAUGCUGAACCAUCAUUGCCAUUGUUUGGUGGUCUUCGUGUUGAACGUGUUGAAUCCGGUCGUGCUUUCGGUGCCUCCAACAAAGCUGUUGAAUCCUUCGAAGAACGCGCUGAACGUUACUUGCAAUCUCACCAAUUGAACUUCUCCUUCCCCGAUACCGACGAAGAGGAAGAAGAUGAGUUCAAUGGUCGCGCCAUGGAAGAACCCCGCAGUAAGAAAAUGAAGAAAAUGUUGUUGCCUUUGCUCUUGGCUUUGAAAUUGAAGAAGGCUGUCAUCGUUAAGGUCCUCUUCAUGAUCAUCAAGUUCAUCUCCCUCAAGAGUUUGGCUAUCUCUUUCUUGGCUCUUUUCUUCGCUGGUGCCACUUUCUUCAAGGAUUUGUUGGGCAAGAAGAAGGAACACAUCACCACCGCUUACAUUACCGGCAGUCCCUUGAACGCUGAAAUUGUCCAUUCCGACUGGAACCGUAAUGGUCAAGCUGCUGCCUCUGAUUUGGCCUACAACCACUACGGUUUGGCUCAACCUUUCUAAACUGUCUCUUUCUUAGUCUCUCAGCUUUCAAAUCUUUUCUUCUAACUAUCCUUUCUUGCUAUCUUCAACUAUCUUUCUCUUAUUUCUAAGCCUUCACAAACUAUACUAUCCUUCUCUCAUUUUCCACCAAAACAAAACUAAAUUUUGAUUAGUUUUAGAAUUUAGUCAACAUAUAAUAAUUUAUUUAGUUUAAUUAAUUUAUUUAAUUAGCUGCUUUAAACCAAAAAAUCUUUAUCUAUAAAACCAAAAAAUUUCCUCUACCACACAUUCCUCCCCCCCUCUACAAAACGACCAAUGGCUAUUUUGGACAAAGCUUCUCGGUUCAUAGCAAAUUGUUCCGGGUAAACAAAAAAAAAUCUAGAAAAAAAUUCAUCAUUAAAAAAGUAAUUUAUUUUUGUAUCAUCAUGCAACAUUCAUCCCAUAAAUACCUUCCAAGCUUCCCGAUUGAAAGCAAAAUUGCUUUGCGAAAAUGUAAAAUUUUCUACGAUUUUAUUUAUUGAAAUCUAAGUCUUUUAUAAUUUAUGUAUUUAAUAUUUGUUUAAUAAUUUAUUUAUUAAUUUAUAAUUUGUUUUGUACAUAGAGAACUCAGGUUGUAUUUCAUAUUUAAAAGGAAAAUUUUAUUAUUUUUUUUAAAUUAUCCAUCAUCUUUGAAAAACAAUUUUGUUUUCAAUUUUGAUUUAAAGCUCUAAAUGGAAAAACCAAAACG
This is a messenger RNA of Lucilia sericata (common green bottle fly), 1529 nucleotides long. RefSeq lists its product as uncharacterized. The transcript has 3 exons. Bases 182 to 823 code for a protein of 213 amino acids. The record is from RefSeq and is a predicted model, not a curated record. Lineage: Eukaryota; Metazoa; Arthropoda; Insecta; Diptera; Calliphoridae.